This is a messenger RNA of Blastomyces dermatitidis ER-3, 4967 nucleotides long. RefSeq names its product dynamin GTPase. The coding region runs from base 2621 to 4780 and encodes 719 amino acids. Gene Ontology annotation, molecular function: GTPase activity; microtubule binding; GTP binding. The record is from RefSeq and is a predicted model, not a curated record. Gene Ontology annotation, cellular component: microtubule; cytoplasm; membrane. NCBI's taxonomy places the organism in Eukaryota, Fungi, Ascomycota, Eurotiomycetes, Onygenales, Ajellomycetaceae. The transcript is spliced from 4 exons.
GGAGAAGGGAGGAAUAUUAGCCAAUUUUCGGUCGAGGUUCAAGAGAGGGGGAAUUAAGGAGAACUAACUCACCAACGAUAAAAAGUACUAUGUACAAGAUCCAUUCUUCAAAAAUAGUCAAGUUUCUCUUCUUAUUCUCCAUCCGUUUCGCCUUGUUGAGAAUAUCCUUAACCCGCGGCUGGCGGAUUUCCAUAUAUUUUUUCGAAGUCUGCGAAAUAGCAGCCUUUUCCGCCAACGCCUCCGUCUCCGUUGGAGAUUUAAGGUCGUAUCCUUGGCUCAAAUAAUAGGCCAAGAACAUCGAGAAACACUCUACAUCCUCCAGUGCCUGCGAUGUUCCCUGACCUGAAGUCGGGGGUAAGGUGUGCGCCGCGUCUCCAAUCAGCACAACCCCGUUACGCUCCCAUGUUGGCAAUUCAGGGGUUGUCCACACCGGGUACAUUGUUUCGACUUCGACGCUGUUGAUGAUCUUCUGGAUUACAGGAUUUCGCCAGUCGCCAUGUCGUUUCUGCAGGUCCUGUUUUACGGCUUCUUUAUUGAUGGUUUCGGGAUUGGGACAGUCGUCAAUGGCAUAGCUAGACCACCACAUAACGGUCUUUCCAGGAGGCAAGACUCCCUGUGGUAUGUGUCGGUUAGGGACUUCAGCAUCUGUGUCUGAGGGAGAGUAGCCAAAGAACCCGUUCCCUCCAAACACAAUAUUCAUGGCGCCUGCUUCGACGUGUGAGCUGAUGUCGGCUAGGGGCACGAAGCCACCGAUACCAACUAUGCCUCUAUAAAAGGGGAUGAAUGUUAGCUAUGCGGGGUUUCAUAUAACCUAACAGUGAAAUGGUUAGGAAACCAAAACUCAACUGAUAAUGUGGGGGGUACAGAUCCUGCCCUUCCGCGGGAAACAGUGCCUUCUUUGCCACGCUUUUCAAGCCAUCCGCGCCGAUUACAAGGUCGACCUCUACAUCUGGACUCCCAUCCGCAAACUUGAUGAUAUUUCGUCCAUCCGCAUUAGCCACAACCUCCAUAACACGCUUAUUGACAAGAACGCCAUCCGGAAUGCGACUCCGUAGAGUCUUCCAAAUCGCAUGUCUGCUCAUGGAAACGGAAUUAAUCUCCGGGUCAGAACCGCCACGAGUAGACAUCCGCAUCAGCGUCCAGCCAUACGAGUUCAUAAACUUCAGGGUGCCAUAGGGAUACCCGGCCCGUACAACGUCGUGGAAGAGUUCUUCAUCCAGCCGUUGGAGGACCCUGAGUCCGUUGGGACCCACGCCAAGACCUCCGCCCACAACGAGGGAGGCAGAAUGGGUCUCUCCUAGCGGAUGGGGGGAUUCGAAGUCCCGGGGGGUAGCGUAGGCUUCAUAGAUGGUGUAUUCAUGGUCCUGAGAUGGGGACGGGGGCUUUGGGAGGCGCUUCUUCAAGGAGAGAUAGGCGGCGCAUCCGCCAAUGCCUGCGCCGAUGAUGGCGAUUUUCAUUUUUGAUAGCGAAAUGGAGAAGUAGGCGAUGAAUACACUGGAUAGACUAUCGUUGAGACCCGAAAUUCAGCGGGCGCAUUGGGAAGAUGCUGCCCUGAACAGAUGAUGGUAUAUAUAGCCGCCGCAUUCUUCCAUAUCCUACUGUUAAUUUUGCUGCCUGAGAUGGAAUCAAUAUCAUGCUCGUGUUCAUUCUGCGUGACAGUCGGGCAAACAAACGUCAUAGUCAUGCAAGGAAAAGCCACAUAUUUUUAGCCAUUCGGCCAGGCUUCAGUAAUUAUCGAGAGAAGAGAACAUCCUAUACAGACCUUCUCUACCCAGUCUAGAUAGUUGAUGUUUCGAACUGAGCGUGAACUCCGUACGAGGUGGCAUACAACUCAAGAUUAGCGGCUAGGCAGCAGAAAUACCGAUCGUGGACACCCGGACUGUUGAUAUGGCGCUAGUAAAGAUAUCAACCACAACCUACCCUACCUACCUCUCUUUGUUCUUUGUUUCAUCCAUGCAGACACCACCCUGCAACCAAGAAAGGCUCUAUCUGCUGUCAUGACUGUCUUUGACUAUGUUGGCUCGCUAAAAAAUGUACUGUCUAAACUUUGGACCAGACUGUUUGGAGCUGUCCAUGGAGAUGGGCACAAUGAAACUGCCAAAGAGUUGGGUCAAUCCCUGCAAUAGAUGCUGGGCAAUUGCAAUUUACACUAAUGAAUUGCACUCCUUUUUGUUGCUUGCCUUCAAUGAGUGAAGCAUGAAAGUGCAUUACUGCAUGGCUGAAGCUGUUAUGUCAACAGAUGGCAUCUCCUUUAGACAUUUCUUAUGACCCAGCCAAUUUCCGCUGGUACAUGACAAUUCACCUCCCUCCAGUGAGAUGGCCAAGUUACAGAUGCAAAUGAUUCCUUUGAUAAAGUCCAAUAAAUGGGAUGCUACAGCUGCUGCAUAAGAAGGAUCACAGAUAUUUCUUUAUCAUCAAUAUCAACAGCUAUUCAUUCUCAGCUGUGGUGAUCCUCAGAAGCAUCCAGUGGACUUUGCCCGGAAUUCCUCUAGACCAGUUUAUUGGACUCUAUGGGAUCUGGAAGACAUGAAUUUGUCUAUAUAUACCACCUUUUCCCCCAGGCCUGCUACAUCAAUCUAGUAUCCAGAGACUGAAGCCUUGGACUUUGUUAUCCGUCAGAAUGGAGUCGGAAUCCGGCGCCUACCAUAAGCUCUCCGACCCUACGCUGCUGGACAAAAUUGAUAAACUGUUUGCUUGUAAUGUGGGGAGCCAUAUUGCUCUGCCUCAACUAGUUGUCGUUGGAGAUCAAUCGUCUGGUAAAAGCUCGGUUCUUGAAGGCCUGACAAAGUUACCAUUUCCUCGCGACAGUGGCCUCUGCACAAGAUUCGCAACUCAAAUCACCUUUCGGAGGGCGGAGGAGAAGAGAAUUACUGUGUCGAUUAUACCUGGUGCAGAUGCGAACCUUGAACAUGCCGAACAUGUCCGUUCCUGGGGAAUUGUCGAUCUUCCAGAACUGAACCGGCCUUCUUUCGCGAACAUCAUGGCUAAAGUAAACGGGGUCAUGGGGUUAAGCGAUUCACUGGACACAUCUGGUAAGACAUUUUCAACCGAUGUUCUUAGGCUGGAGGUCUGCGGUCCCGAUGAAGAUCACCUAAGCAUAAUCGACGUUCCAGGUAUAUUCAAAAAUACUACAUCCGGCUUAACUACGAAAGAGGAUAUCCAACUUGUCAGAAACAUGGUGCAAGAAUACAUGAAGAACCCGCGAAGUGUGAUGUUGGUAAUCGUGCCUGCAAAUGUCGAUAUCGCAACCCAGGAGAUUCUAGAGAUGGCAAAAGAGGUCGAUGCUCACGGGGAACGAACAAUCGGUGUACUCACGAAGCCAGACCUUGUUGACAAGGGCGCCGAAAAAAAAGUGAUUCAUCUGUUGGAAAAGGAAUCGAGUUGGAAGAUGGGAUGGAGUUUAGUACGAAAUCAGGGCCAACAGGAUCUCGACGACGGCACACAGGAUCGCGACAAGGCUGAAGAAAGUUUCUUCAGGUCGACAUCUCCCUGGAACACGAUUGAUGAGGAUAAAGUUGGAAUCAAUUCGUUGCGCACGCGGCUCCAGGAGAUUCUUACCUCGCAUAUCCGCCGGGAAUUUCCCCAUGUGAAGUCCGAGAUCAGCAAAGCUCUUGCUCGCAAGAAAGACGCGCUAGCGUCCCUAGGCCCAGAGAGGGACUCUACAGACAGCCAACGAAAGUAUCUUCUUGACAUAAUCACCAAGGUUCAGCACAUAUCAUUUCUCGCAUUGGCUUCCGAUUACGGUGGCAAUGAUAUAUUCGAUCGAGAGCCGUCCACAAAGCUUCCCACUAUUUUGGUGAACAGAAAUGACAGGUUUUCUGAGGACAUGGAGCAUUGGGGACAUCGAUAUGCCUUUGUUUCCAGUGCGGAUGGAGAAGAUGAAUCCGGGGAGGUGAUCGAUGGGGAUCAAUGUGAAUCUGGAGGCGAAGAUGCUCGCGAAGAGGGAAACCAGGGUCCGACGAGUAGGUCUAUAAAAGACCCUGAGGGCCUUGAAGACAUUCUUACGCCCCCAACAACUGUUCAGCAUGCUUUCCAAACACACAUUUUGACAUGGCUGAGAGAUACAUUCCGCAAUAGCCGUGGUUUCGAAAUUGGCACAUUUAACCCGUCAGUUCUGUCGCCGAUCGUAAAGAAACAAUCCGUCAACUGGGAAAUUCUUGCGCUCGGUUACGUCAGCGACAUGAUAUGUGCAGUCCACUCGUUUAUCCUAAAAGUACUGGAAUCGGUUUGCAAAGAUCGGCCGGUCCGUGAACGUUUACUGUCCCUUCUGAUGGAUCCGCUUGUUGAGAUAUACCAGCGGUCUCUACGCCAGGUUAAAUUCCUCCUGUGUGUGGAAAGAGAUGGCAUUCCCAUGACGCUUAAUCACUAUUUCAACGACAACCUUGAGAAAUGCCGCCAGAAACGGAUAGAGACCGCGAUGCAAAAACAUGCAAUUAGCGACCGUGCUCACGGAACAGUCGUCCGACUCCAGGAUAUCGUGCAUCAGAACCAUAUGAGUAACCUCGAGCAUACCGUCCGCGAUCUCCAUGAUAUCUUGAAAUCGUACUAUAGAGUAGCUCGGAAACGCUUCGUGGACAGCGUGUGCAUGCAAGCGGUAGAUUACCAUCUCAUCGCUGGUCGACAGACACCCCUCAAGCAAUUCUCCCCAGCCUUUGUCCAAAGCCUGUCCGCAGAACAACUUAGUGAAAUCGCUGGAGAAGAUCCCAAAUUGAGACGGAAACGCGCUCAAUUGCGUAAGGAAAUAGGUGAGCUGGAGGCUGGGAGGAAGAUUUUGCUAUAGAUGGCUUAUUCUUCUUCGAAGUGUGGAGGAUGUUCUAGAGGAAAUGGAUCAGGCUAGAGAAGUUGGUAUCUUUGUUGCAACUCCCCCUCCAGCUCUGGGUGUUUGUUAUAUUACUGUUCUGCUCAAGGUACCAAUUAGUAACUGAUACCCCUAUUUCAAGAUUGAAAAAGUUUUUUAUGCUGUUCCC